Rosa rugosa (rugosa rose) is the source of this 3354-nucleotide messenger RNA. RefSeq lists its product as uncharacterized. Gene Ontology annotation, molecular function: protein binding. The record is from RefSeq and is a predicted model, not a curated record. NCBI's taxonomy places the organism in Eukaryota, Viridiplantae, Streptophyta, Magnoliopsida, Rosales, Rosaceae. The transcript has 8 exons. The coding region runs from base 984 to 3017 and encodes 677 amino acids.
AUGCUCUCCUUCCCAUUGUUUAGAAAAGCAAAAAAAAGUGACAGGGGGACAACCCAACUGUACUGUUUAAAUCCCAUUAAUUUUGUUCUGUUUAUUAUGGCACUUAUAUUACGGACAUAAUCAAAAUUAUUACACAAAAUUCUGGUCGUUUUUUGCCGUUCAAUUCCCAUUUUCUCUCAUCAGUUGAGUCUUGGGUUGUGUUUUCAUGGCGUUUUUUGAUCUGGGUCUUGUCCAAAAUGUGAUUUUGAGCUCAAUUUUGGUGUUUCCCCGUUUGGGUUUUUGCUGAUUUUUAAAAAGGGCACAUCAGCAUUAAUUGCCGCUCUCUAACUCUAACAAUUCUCCAUUGUUGUCGCAGAGAUUGUUGGUUGGGGUAUAGUUAUUAAGAGAGAACAGAGAGCAGAGCACUGGUUCCUAGAGUGGUUAGCAGCAGCACAACACUAGGGUUGUUCUUGUUCCCUGUGCUUGUCGCUCGUGCGCUUCAAAAUCCUUCAGCGCGCAGUCAGAUCUCGAGGCUUCUCUUUCUAUCUUCACCUUUCCUUCCUCCGCCAUUCUCUCUUUCGAAGCCAAGCUGUGCCAACCCCUCACUGGUUGGGUUUGAUACAUAGCAUUUGGAGAGCCCUGUUUUGGGUUUGAGACUUGAGUUGUAUAGGCUCAAAGGUGGUGUGACCCUGUCAAACUGACCUUUUGAAAUAGAUAUAUUUCGCAUUGCCACGAUCAUAGGAGGGUCGGUGGAUAUUGUUGAAUAUAGAUGGUGUUGCUUGGCAUUCAAACCGAGUUGAAUUACUGGAUGUGGAGUGUGGAAUGUGGAAGGAUGACUCAUUGGUUUGCAUAGUUAAGGAGCGAAACUCGGUCCGUGAUUGUGGGCUUUGGUGGGUAUUAAAGUGAUUGUAAUGAUCUAUUCUGAGUAUUUCUUUUGAUUGGCCUGGAGGGAGUGUUAGGGUAGUUUGGCUUUUGAUGUGGAAUAUUGGUCUCAAGUACAAGACAUGCUGAGUUCCGAUGGGGGCGAGAAGGAUUUGUUCUUUGAUUCCGCAGAGUAUUUGUCAUCUGAAGAGUCAGUGGUAGUGAAGGAGGAGUUGGAGUAUGAGAUUUGGUUGAAUGAGCCACCGAGUGUGAAGGAAAGACGAGAGAGUUUUCUACGGCAGAUGGGUUUAGCUGAAUCUGGAUCUACAAAGUUUGGUUCUGUGGAGAUGGAAAGGGACGUUGGUACCUCAUCGGAGAUGAUGGGAUUGGAGAGACUUUUGGAGUGGAGUGGAGCUGCCUCGAGCUCUUGCAGCUCCUCCUCUAGUCACAUUGAGGAAUAUUCGGGUUUUCAUAGCAGGGAAGGGGACAAUCUAGCAAAUUUUAUGUAUGAUGAAUUGGACAGAGACCUGCAAGACAAGUCAAAUUUAGUUUCCAUUCUACAGUCAGUACAAGUUUCGACUUCUGGUAGUGAUUGUUCUCAGGGGGGAACUUGUUCUGAGAGAGAAACUGAGGCUACUGAAGAAGAAUGCGAGAGUUCAAAGGAGGGCCGGAAGAAGAAGAGAAGUUGGUGGAAACAGUUUAUAAACAAGAGCAAGAGGAGAGGAGGUAAAGUUGUCUCAGAGGUAUCAAAACCUGAUACUGAAGUAUCCAAAGAAAACAGAAUGAAGAUCAAACAGAACAGUAAGAGGUACAUGGAGUUUGCUGCACUUUGCACCGGGCAAGAAAUUCAGGCUCACAAUGGGUUUAUUUGGACGAUGAAGUUUAGUCCUGAUGGCCAAUACAUUGCAACUGGUGGUGAAGAUGGGGUUGUGCGCAUUUGGUGUGUUACAGCAGAUGCCUCUUGUAAUUACCUUAUGGCUCAAGGCAACUUAGAUAGCAAACUUAAAAAGAUCAAGUCUGGAUGUCGAGUUAUUUUUCCUGACAACAGUUUUCGAAUUGAAGAGUCACCUCUCCAAGAGUUUCUUGGCCAUUCCAGUGAUGUGUUAGACCUGGCUUGGUCAAAUUCAAACCGUCUCAUUUCUUCGUCCAUGGAUAAAACUGUUCGUCUGUGGGAAGUUGGUUGCAGUCAGUGCCUACAUGUUUUCCAUCACAAUGACUAUGUUACAUGCAUUCAGUUCAAUCCUCUCGAUGACAAUUACUUCAUCAGUGGAUCCAUAGAUGGAAAGGUUCGAGUUUGGGGGCUUUCUGAGAAGCGAGUUGUUGACUGGGCUGAUGUGCGAGAUGUCAUAACAGCUAUUUGUUAUCAACCAGAUGGGAAGGGUUUCGCAGUUGGUUCCCUUGCAGGCACUUGCCGCUUCUAUGAAGAAUCAGGAAAAGAAGCUCUUCAGCUUGUUGCACAGAUUCAUAUUCGUUCUAGAAGGAAGAUCUCUGGCAACAAAAUCACCGGCAUCCAGUUUUCCGAGGAAAAUGCUCAAAGAGUUAUGAUAACAUCAGAAGACUCAAAAGUCCGUGUGUUUGAUGGGGUAGAUCUCAUUAAGAAAUACAGAGGUCUUCCAAAGUCAGGAAGUCAAAUGUCAGCUUCUUUCACAUCCAGCGGGAAACGUAUAAUCUCAGUUGGAGAGGACUCGCGCGUUUAUUUAUGGGACUAUGACAGCUGUUGUGUUCCAUCAUCCAAGCAUACAAAAUCUGUUCGAUCCUGCGAACAUUUCUAUUGUGAAGGUGUGUCUGUUGCAAUCCCUUGGUCAGGCAUGGGAACAGAAGAUAGGAACUUAGAAACUGCUAGUCCACGAUAUUGCUCACAAACACAAGACCGAAUAGACGCUACUCCUGGCAGUAGAGAUUCGGAACGCUUUUUGCUUGGGAAUUGGUUCUUUCUGGAGGGUUCCUGCAGAGGCUCUGCAACUUGGCCCGAGGAAAACCUUCCUCAGUGGGAUUCACCAGUGGCAGGAGAGGAAGAUGAUCACUGGCAAUACAAAGACCAUCAACACCAUCACCACCACAAUAAAGCUCACAACCACUUGACGAAAUCAGAAACGUGGGGGCUUGUCAUUGUAACUGCCGGAUGGGAUGGAAAAAUCAGGACAUUCCAUAACUAUGGACUGCCGGUCAGUUUGUAGGAGUUCAUUUGUCUCAGCAUGCAGUCGUUGAUCAUCUUGGCAUCGAGAUCCUAGCUCAUUAAGUAGGUUAGCAGAAUCAGCAGCAGAGAAUUGAAAUCUAUGAAUUUCGAAGGCUUUCGACAAUGUAUUCACGCAGCUUUCCUCACUGCUGUUCUUGUUAGGAUAUAAGAUUCAUUAGAGCUUGAAGCCUUGUGAAGAGCUUCAUUAGUGUGUACAUUUCACUUUGUUAUGUCACUCAAGCUUGUGUGGACUGCCCAUUAGGGUAGGCUAUCUAUGCAGUUUCUCAAAUUCACAUUCUUUUUUUGUGAAUAUUAAUUAGAUUAAUGGAAUACUAGCU